Molecule: messenger RNA, 1252 nt
Organism: Patella vulgata (common limpet)
Lineage: Eukaryota; Metazoa; Mollusca; Gastropoda; Patellidae
Product: voltage-dependent calcium channel type A subunit alpha-1-like
Exons: 9
Coding region: 8-1252 (414 amino acids)
Biological process (GO): calcium ion import across plasma membrane; chemical synaptic transmission
Cellular component (GO): membrane; voltage-gated calcium channel complex
Molecular function (GO): high voltage-gated calcium channel activity
Source: RefSeq, a predicted model, not a curated record
CGAGUAUAUGGUCCUCCUUACCAUCAUUGCCAAUUGUAUAGUUUUAGCCUUAGAAGAACAUUUACCAGCGCACGACAAAACACCUCUUGCAGUACAACUGGAAGCAACAGAGGCAUAUUUUCUUGGUAUAUUUUGUGUGGAAGCGUCUUUAAAAAUAUUAGCUUUAGGUUUUGUAUUGCAUAAAGGUUCCUACUUACGGAACGUCUGGAAUAUAAUGGAUUUUAUAGUAGUAGUUACGGGGUGUCUCGGCUAUAUCUUGCCCUUCUUAGACCAAGGGGCCGUAAGAUCUUUGCGGGUCUUACGGCCGUUAAAACUAAUCAAUGGAGUGCAAAGUCUACAGGUUGUCUUGAAGUCCAUUAUAAGGGCUAUGGCCCCUUUAUUACAAGUAUGUCUACUCGUAUUAUUCGCCAUCAUUAUAUUUGCUAUUAUUGGCUUAGAAUUCUACGCUGGUGCUUUCCACAACGCUUGUUUCAAAAAGGGAACCAAAUAUUCUCAAAGUGAAGAUGACAUAGAUCUAGGAGAUGAAGAAAGUAUAAGACCGUGUGCUACAGACUAUUAUAUUAGUUCAUACGGUGGUUUUAGAUGUCAACAUAACGUCUCCGAGUGUCGGGACGGAUGGAAGGGUCCUAACGAUGGUAUUACUAGUUUUGAUAAUAUAGGUUUCGCUAUGUUAACCGUGUUUCAGUGUAUAACAAUGGAAGGAUGGACAACAGUAUUGUAUUAUGCAAAUGACGCCUUAGGAAACAUUUUUAAUUUUUUAUAUUUUAUACCUCUUAUUGUUUUGGGCUCGUUUUUCAUGUUAAAUCUAGUUCUUGGUGUUCUCAGUGGUGAAUUUGCCAAAGAAAGAGAGCGAGUAGAAAAUAGACGAGCUUUUUUUAAAUUACGCCGUCAGCAACAAAUAGAACGAGAGUUAAACGGUUACUUAGAGUGGAUCUGUAAAGCAGAAGAAGUCAUUUUAACCGAAGAUCGAACAACAGAAGAAGAAAAAUAUAAAAUUAUAGAAGCUCGACGGAGAGCAGCGGCUAGAAAAAUGAAACAGUUAAAAGGUGAAGAAACGGAUGACGAUAAUAACGAGCCUAUGGAGGAUGAUCUAUUAUCAGGUGUAACAAUAGGAAAAUAUAAUACUAUAGGAAAUACAUUUGUUAGAAAUAAAACUAGUAGUAAGAGGACAACUGGUAAAUGUGGUGCAUUCUGGAAAGCCGAAAAACGAGUGAGGUUAGUAUAUCAAGAACAAAAUUGUUGUGAAUGGUAA